UUGCCCUUUUUGUUAAUAUAUCUGGUUCUUCAUUUUGAACUUCGGUUCUGCUUUCUCUAAAAUUAUAUUUUGUAGGUUAAAUAAAUCAUAGAAUAGUAGGAAUGGGUUCCCACUCCUAACCACUGGGUGACGGUAAAGUACCCGGAACUGUUCGCCCACCCAUCUUACACCCAAAAGAAGAGGAAUAGUUUUUAUUGUUGUUGAAAUUCACAAACAGCGGAGACCUAUUUUGGGUCGACGUCGCCUUUUAGGGGAACUAACAAGAAAACCUCUUUAUCCGAAACCUACCUGAAAACAGAGAAGACGGCAAGAAUCCCUCUCCUUGAAUUUCAAAGUUGAGGUCAUAAAUUAAGGAGCCUCACCAUCAGAAGAGAUGUCCUCUCAAGUCAGAAUAAGGCUGCUGCCGAGUGCCAGAUGUCUGUUUGAUGAUCCCAUCCAGGUGAAGGUGGCCGGCCUGAAGUCCAGACAGGUGGUCACUAUGAGAGCCAGAUCGAGUGAUGACAAGGGGGUGGUGUUCACUUCCUCUGCAACCUACAGGGCUGAUGGAAAUGGAGAGAUCCAUCUAGACAGAGAUCCUGCCAUCAGUGGGAGCUACACUGGAGUUGAACCCAUGGGUCUGCUGUGGUCCAUGAGGCCUGAGACUUUACACAGAAGGUUCAUAAAAGUAAAUUCACUGAAUCCCCAUGUGGUGAAGUUUUCUGUUCAUGAGGAGGAAGAGGAAGGCAGGAUGCUGGCAGAGGCAACCAAUGAGAGACUUCUGAUAGGAGACAGAGUCAGCAGGAUCCCUGUCAAACAGGGAAAUAUUCGCGGAGUCCUGUUUAUUCCUCCAGGUGAAGGUUGUUUUCCUGCUGUUUUGGAUCUGUACACUUCUGGUGGAGGUCUGUCGGAGAAAAGAGCUUCUCUUCUGGCAAACCGAGGAUUUGUUGUCCUUACUAUAGCGCUGUAUGGCCACGAUGACAUGCCAACGAAUAUCACAGAGAUGCAUUUGGAUUAUUUCGAGGAAGCAAUAGAGUUUUUAAGAAACCAUGAUAAGGUGGGCAGUGAUGGUGUCGGUGUGAUUUCCCUUUCAAAAAGUGGAGACCUUGCUGCUUCAGUGGCUUCUUACCUGUCAGGUGUGAAGGCUAUUGUAUGGAUCAACGGCCACUCUGCAAACACAAUAUUCCCUCUGUACUAUAAGAAGAAGCAGGUCCUGCCUCCAUUAAUGUUUGAUUUUCACAAGAUAAUCCCCCACGAGUCAGGAGCCUGCAUUAUAAAGUAUGGAGUUCAUGAUCCCCGCACAGAGGAGAACAAAGCCACCCAGAUCCCUGUUGAAAAAGCAGAGGGGCGUUUUCUCUUUGUGUCUGCAGAGGACGACCUGAACUGGGACAGCAAGGGUUAUGUGGACAUGAUGGUGGAGAGACUGAAGCAUCAUGGGAAGGACAACUUUGAGUGUAUAUGUUACCCUGGAGCAGGGCAUUAUCUGGAGCCGCCUUAUGGGCCCUACUGUCCCUCCAGCUUUCAUGGGGUUGUGCGAAGGACAGUCUUGUGGGGGGGUGAGCCCAGGAUUCAUGCGGCUGCUGAAGUUCAUAUGUGGCAGAAGAUCCAGGAGUUUUUCAGAGCCAAUCUGAGCUGCAAUGCUGCAGAGGCAACAGCCAAGUUAUAGAUAGAAGAGGAGAGAGAGAAAGCUGAGGAGGUUGAUGAGAAAGCAGUUAGCAACACGAGAGGCUGAAGAUUUUAGCCAGUGCAAAGAAGCCAAUUAACUGCAGUUACCUGUGCCAGGCCUUGUUACUUAUUUAACAGUCGAAUCAAAAGUUUUGAUAGUCUUUAUACUGAAGGUGAUUUGCUAAUUUCACUUAUGACAAAUAUGCAUGAAAAGAACUUUUAUAUAAAUCACUAUUUCAAAUCACAUUAAAAGUUUAAUAUGAAUUUUAAAGUGAAUUUCUUAAAGAUGAUGCACUUUAGUGCCAGUCUCUUAGGCCAAAACAAACUGUUUCUUCACCCAUGUCUCCCCCUGUCCAUCCUCGCACUGCUUUCCCUACUACCCCAACCUUUUCCUCUGUUCUGAUGCAAGUGAGCUAUUUGUAGGACUGAUCCUGCCAGAGGCAGAGAGCCCAAAGCUGACUGGGUUUCCAUUUCUUUGAAGUAUAGACCCCAUAGUCUUUCCAUCUGUUUGGAAAGUCUGGUUUUAAAUUCAACUUUUAAAUUCAACUCUUGCUACAAAGCGCUGUUGGCGUUGACAAACACUGAUAUAUCAGCUUUACAUGUGGUCCUCACGUAUGAAUAAGUCUAAUGAGAGCUGAACACACCAGCUGGGUGUGAAUAAAGUUGGUCUUAUUUCCUAGGUUGGACUUUGCUAUGAUAGACUUCUAGGCUAAACUUUUCACAGUGUUACACAGAGUGGUCAUAGCUAUACCUUAACAUGCGUGUUCAGUCGAGCAUUAGCCAAGAAGUGAGUAUUGCCAAGUUCCAUUUGUGUGACCACAAAGCUAAGAACAACAAACCCAUUGAAUGUUUGACUUACUCUUUUUUUAUAUAGUUGUGACACAAUGAUAGAUUUAGUCACCAAGACACUGAUAUUAAUCAGCACAUUGCGUCUGAGCUCUAUUUUUUUGGCUUGUUCACUUGGUCUGUGUUCAAAAUGUGCUGAAUUAUUCACUUAGAGGACUUGAGUGUUGUUGGCUUUUGCUCUGCUUGAACAUUACUGCUUUCCAUAUCAUUAAGAGGGCCAGUUAUUUUUAUGUUCUGUAUAUUCAUGCUAUGUAAAGCUUCUGCUACCUGAUUAUCCAUCUAAUCAGUAACCCUUGUGCAAACUGUACCACUCCUGUAACAAUAGCAUACUCCUCUGUCAACCAUAGCUCCAGUUUCUUGUCUUAUCAUGUCUUCUGCUGCAAAAAAGAAAAACACUCUCAUAAUGCUGAACUACAGGGUACAAAAUUACAGUUGACAAGCAAAGGGACAACUUUAUAUUGCCUAACUUCACUUUUAUUAUGUUGAGUUAUAAGCUUAUGUUGUGAUUACUAGACAAUCAAAAGUUGUGCCAGAAUGAAAAAGAAUGUCAGGAAAAUGUAUCUAAAAACAUGUUGAGUGUAGAGUCUGUGGUUAUAAAUUUGAAAAAGAGGGAGUUUUCUAAUGUCUAAAGAUUUGUUGUACUAGUCUAAAUUGUUCUUCUGUGAAUACAAUAAGCUAUUAAAUGUGAAUAUGAGUAAACUGUGGAUCUGUCUGUGCUGCAGUAAGAAGUAUGAUCAUUGAGACCAUGACAAUCUAGAACAGCCUUUCCUAAACUUCAGCUUGGUAUGGCCUCAUUUGAGACCUGGACAUCUUCUGGGGCCCACCAAAAACCCUUGUACAACCAAAACAUGAGACUCAAAUAUUUACUUUUGAUUUAUCAUAUUUUUGUUUCAGGAAAAGUGAAUUUGAAUGCAUUUUUUUAGUAUUCACAAAGUGUUAUGGGGUCACAAAGUACAGUUAAUGAGCCACUGCAGUUUACUUUGUUUUAAUCAGGAGUCUGCAGUCACUUAAUUUUUCUUUUCUAAUGUAUUUGUAUGUUGUGGGCCUGCAAACUCUUCCCGAGCAGCAUUAAUCUUUCCAAAAACAGCUAAAUUUUUAAAAUCAGGAAGUGAAUCAAAUGUUUAACCAGGGGGGAACCAGUUAAUCUAACACCAGUCAAACCAUGACAACUUUGAAUACAUAAUGAAAAGAUGACAUGACUAAAAACAUCUGGCUGUGUUUUGGUUCUUUUUAGUCUUAAAAUAGCAACAUGUAACCAGAUAUGUUAUUAUCAUUUAAAAAUUUUUUUUUUCCCCUCACUAUUUCUAUGAUUUUUAAUUUUGUAAAUGACCUCUCAUGACACCAAGGGUACCUGCCUAUCAGACGGCCCCGGCCCACAACUUGGGAA
Cheilinus undulatus (humphead wrasse) is the source of this 3874-nucleotide messenger RNA. Its product is annotated as acyl-coenzyme A thioesterase 1-like. The record is from RefSeq and is a predicted model, not a curated record. Gene Ontology annotation, biological process: acyl-CoA metabolic process; fatty acid metabolic process. Gene Ontology annotation, molecular function: fatty acyl-CoA hydrolase activity. Lineage: Eukaryota; Metazoa; Chordata; Actinopteri; Labriformes; Labridae. The coding region runs from base 374 to 1642 and encodes 422 amino acids. The transcript is spliced from 4 exons.